Messenger RNA from Brugia pahangi, 1074 nucleotides. NCBI's taxonomy places the organism in Eukaryota, Metazoa, Nematoda, Chromadorea, Rhabditida, Onchocercidae. The record is from the annotation of a GenBank genome assembly.
AUGGUUUGGAAAACUUUUAUCUGUCCCAAAAAUAAAAAAUGUGACAAUAAUUUAACAAUAACAACAACAAAAUCAUCAUCAUCAUUAUUACCACCAUUAUCAACAUUAUCGUCAUUACCACGAUCAACAUCAACAACAACAAUAACACCAAAUUUAUCUUCUACAACUAAUCAUACUCACCAUUCAAACAAUAACAAAUCAUCAUCUAAUGAACGACCGUCAUCAUCACCUCGUCCACCUCCACGAUUUCAUCGACCCACACCACGAUCAUCAUCACCAUCAUCAUCAUCACGAUCAUACUCUCAUAAAACUGAUAAUAACACAUCUGGUUACAGUACUUUAAACAAUGAUUUACCAUUUUCGAUGACACCUGCUGGACGUUUUUUCACUCAUUUCUUUGAUGAAGCUAUGCAAUAUUUCAAUUAUCCAAUGCAUGAUAUUAUUUGGAGCGGAGAAUCACCGACAAAAAAUUCAUCAAUCAAUGAAAAAAUAAUUGAUAACGAUGAGAAAUUCAGCAUCGAAAUUGAUUUAUCCGAUUUUCUUGCCGGCGAAUUAUUGAUAAUUUACAAUGAAGAGGAACGUGAACUUUUAGUGGAAGGACAUCGAAAAGAACGAAAUGGUCGUUUUGGUUCCAUUGAGCGUAAUUUUAAACGAAAAUUCGAUAUUCCCAUUGAUGUUCAUGAUGGAUCUUUAGCUGCUUUCCUGAUUCCAUCCGGUUUGCUAACUAUUCAGGCAUUUAAAAAAGACAAUAAACAGCCUACAAGACGAAUACCAAUUCAGGAAAUAAUUAAUGUUCCAAAUUCAACUGAUCAAAAUGCAGCCCAACUUCCAACAUUUGAAAAUAUGAAAAAUACAACAAACGAAACAAAUAGCAAUCCACCAGCGCAACCAAAAUCAACGAAUGCUUCAGAACUAAAAUUUCGUACACCUGAAAAAAUGUCUAAAGUAACAGAACAAAUUCCAACAAUUCAAAAAUUUCAACAAGAUAGAGAGAAACAACUGAAUUUUAAUGAGAUGGGAAAGCUUAACACAGAUUCAGGUAUGAAACGAGAAUAUUUAAAUAUUUUUUGCUAA